Messenger RNA from Lolium rigidum, 1334 nucleotides. RefSeq names its product eyes absent homolog. Gene Ontology annotation, cellular component: nucleus. Bases 74 to 991 code for a protein of 305 amino acids. The transcript is spliced from 6 exons. Gene Ontology annotation, biological process: cell differentiation; positive regulation of DNA repair; multicellular organism development. Gene Ontology annotation, molecular function: protein tyrosine phosphatase activity. NCBI's taxonomy places the organism in Eukaryota, Viridiplantae, Streptophyta, Magnoliopsida, Poales, Poaceae. The record is from RefSeq and is a predicted model, not a curated record.
GCCGGGGCAGCCGGACGCGGCAGCCGUGCCCGCCAGCCAGGUCUCCGCCGCCGAAUCUUACGCGAGGUGCCGAAUGGACGAAGUUGUCUCCGCUUUGGCAAGCAGCCAAACUUCCGCCGGUGAUGGCGUGACAGACCAGCCUAUCAUCAACGUGUACGUAUGGGACAUGGAUGAAACGCUUAUUCUGCUCAAGUCGCUGCUGGAUGGGUCGUUUGCGGGGCAUUAUGAAGGCCUCAAGGACCAUGAAAAAGGUACUGAGUUAGGGAAGCGUUGGGAGAACAUCAUUCUUGAACUAUGCGAUGGGCACUUCUUCUAUGAGGAGAUCGAGAACUAUAAUGAACCCUAUCUCAAUGCAUUACGUGCAUAUGAUGAUGGGAAAGACUUGACGAAAUAUGGUUUUGAGGCCGACUGCUUUAGUUCUCCUUAUGAUGAUGCGAAUAAAAGGAAGCUUGCCUAUAGGCAUCGUGCUAUUGGAGACAAAUAUGCAAAGGGUUUGGAAAAAAUUCUGGACCACCACAUGUUAAAAGUCUGGAAUGAUUUGUAUAGUUCGACAGAUAAAUAUACUGAUGGUUGGCUUUCUUCAGCUCAUAAGUUGCUGGAAGAAGCACUGGGUAAAUCGACAGCUGAACCUGGUAGCAAACCUUUAGGCAUCAAUCUCAUAGUUACUUCAGGGUCCCUGGUUCCAAGUAUUGCCAAAUGUUUGCUGUAUCGCCUGGAUGACGUGGUCUCAUCUGAUAAUGUCUACAGCUCGUGGGAAGUGGGGAAACUGCAGUGCUUCAAGUGGAUCAAGGAACGCUAUGGCGGUCCUAACGUCCGCUUCUGCGCGGUCGGUGACGGGCACGAAGAGCGCAGCGCGGCAUCCAUAAUGAAGUGGCCCUUUGUCAAGAUUGAGAUCGGCCCCGAUGCUCCUCACAGGUUCCCAGGCCUGAGCCUGUCGACCAUACAUGGUAUCAUGGAUGCCGUGUACCAGCCAUCGAGCAAAGAUGGUUGAUCUUGGAUGCUAAUGGCCCUUCAGAUCUUUCAAUCUAAGGGAACUGUAGUAGAGUGGGAGAUGCUAUAUACAUAGGAGGCAAGCUGGCCUGCCCUUGCCUCGAGAAUCGGGAAGACGCCUGUGCGAUAAAUAAGAGCGUCCGAUUCGCUCCGUCAUGUCGAAGUUAAACCGUGUCCUUAUAGCCUCAUCUUACUGUUAUCCGGGGAAUCAUCCGCUGUUUCAAGUUGUAUAACAGGUUGGUUGUUGUCGCGAGUCUAUAUCUGUGUGCAUUCUCAUUUAAGAUUUGAUUGUGUAUAUGAGGUCUGUUAUCUGGUUUGGCGUAUAGUCCAAUAUAUUACCCUGA